AUGUCCGCCCUCAGCUCCCAGAAAUACACUCCCACCGAGGAGGCCGAGAUCCAGCAGUGGCUCACCACCUCCGAGCGCCUCAAGUCCGCCGACAACAAGUCCGAGAUCCUCGAGACGCUCAAUGGCCACCUGUCCAGCCGCACCACCCUGCUCGGCAGCAAGCCCAGCAAGGCCGACGUCGCCAUCUACGAGACCCUCGCUCCUAUUGUCUCCAAGUGGACGCCCGAGGAGCGCACUGGCGAGAAGGGAUACCCCAACAUUGUGCGCCAUGUUGAUUUCGUCCAGAACGCUGCCGUCUUCGGCCUGGAGCUAAAGGACGAGCAAAAGGUCGCGGUUAACCAGGAUGAGGUCUUGUAUGUCAAGCCUCCUGUUGAUGCCAAAGCCGAAAAGGAGCGCCUCAAGAAGGAGAAGGCCGCUGCUGCUGCCGGCACCGGAGGCAGCGAGGCCACUAUCGCCGACCGCACCAAGAAAGCGGCAAAGGAGGUCGUGGACAAAGCUAAGGAGGUCGUUGGCGAGGCAAAGACUGCUGUGGCCGGCGGUGCUGGCGGCGACAAGCCCAAGAAGGAGAAGAAGGAGAAGGCUCCCAAGCCCCAAAAGGCUCCCGCUGCCGCCGCUCCUCUGUCCCCCAGUCUGAUUGACCUUCGUGUCGGCCACAUUCUCAAGGCCAUCAACCACCCCGACGCCGACUCUCUCUUCGUCUCCACCAUUGCCAUGGGCGACCCCGCCGGCGAGGACACCACCGAGUACGAGGGCCAGAUCUGCCGAACCGUUUGCUCUGGCCUCAACGGCCUCGUCCCCCUCGAGGAGAUGCAGGGCCGCAAAGUCGUUGUCGUGGCCAACCUCAAGCCCGUCAAGAUGCGCGGCAUCAAGUCCUGCGCCAUGGUCCUCGCCGCAUCGCCCAAGCUCAAGGAGGGCGAGGUUGACGACCACAAGGGUCCCGUUGAGCUUGUCACUCCUCCUGAGGGCUCCAAGGCCGGUGAGCGAGUCUACUUUGAGGGAUGGAAGGGCGAGCCUGAGGGUGUUUUGAACCCCAAGAAGAAGAUUUGGGAGAUGUUCCAGCCUGGAUUCACUACUACUGACGGUCUUGAGGUUGCUUUUGACGCUAGUGUCGUUGAGCAGCUGGGCAAGAAGGAGGUUGGUAAGCUGGUUACGGAGAGUGGUGGUGUCUGCACAGUCAAGACUUUGACGGGUGCUGUUGUUCGGUAA
Trichoderma gamsii is the source of this 1206-nucleotide messenger RNA. Its product is annotated as methionyl-tRNA synthetase. Gene Ontology annotation, cellular component: methionyl glutamyl tRNA synthetase complex. Gene Ontology annotation, molecular function: tRNA binding. The record is from RefSeq and is a predicted model, not a curated record. Bases 1 to 1206 code for a protein of 401 amino acids. The transcript has a single exon. Lineage: Eukaryota; Fungi; Ascomycota; Sordariomycetes; Hypocreales; Hypocreaceae.